Coregonus sp. 'balchen' is the source of this 24917-nucleotide messenger RNA. The record is from the annotation of a GenBank genome assembly. Lineage: Eukaryota; Metazoa; Chordata; Actinopteri; Salmoniformes; Salmonidae.
AUACCAACGGGCUCACGCACCAGUGACUUCAAAUUUGUCAGAUCUUACAAUGACAGCACGUUGCCUGCUGGUCUUACACUGCAGAGGAAUUCAAAUAAGUUAUUAGAAGGGAGUAUCAUCACUCUCAACACUGCAGGAGAGGCGCACGAGGUAAUAUUUUACUAAUUUGAUACAGGCCUAUCACUUGUUGUGUUUUUGGUUUUGGUUUAGAUUAUGUCUUGUUGUUAGGCUAAAUGUGGAAUUUCUCCACGCAUUGUUUGGCAUGAGUCGUGGUGUUUCAAAGUUCCUGUUUUUACUCUGUGUACGAUUAGUGUACCCUCAUCUCAGCAACUAGUUAGGCUAUUCGCUAGGGGUUGAUUUGACUGAAGUGGUUGCUAAUUGUUGGUUUGGGCUAUUAUUUUAUACUACAUUCACAAUUUUACAGACAAUACAGUUUGGUUUGCUUUUAUUUUGUGCCUGUGAUGGUAACUUGAUUCAUCACUUGACUGAUUUUCUGAUUUAGUUGACGAGUAGCCUAAGCUUGAUGGAAAUAGGAAAACAAGGUUUACUUUUUAAGUGGAAUCACUCUUAGUUUUAAAUAACCUAUAUUGACCCGUACUUUGUUGUUAGGACUUUUUUCAUUCACCAUAAAGCAUGUUCUCGACUCGGGAUGUGUCAUGAACCCUGCAUCCUGAGUCGGUUCCUGCCUGUGUUGCCAUUUUUCUGCUCGGAAUCUCCAGUUUCCUGAGGGUUCGUGAACGCUCCCGGCCUGGUUGCCGGGCGAGGUUGCUAGGCGGGAGAUCACCCGAUUAACCGCACCUGCAUCUCAUCAGCGGUCUGCACACCUGGUCCUGAUCAUCACCCUUCUUAAGCCCUGACCUGACAUCCAUUCCCUGCCGGAUCGUUAGCCAUGAACAGUAUGUUUGUCAGUGUAUCAGCCUUGGAGUUUCUAGCGUUAGUUUUGUUGUUUUGCACCUUGUUGGCUUGCCGUGUACUUACCUCCGUUUUGUUUCUAUCUGCAGUCAAUCUCCCGGAACCUUCACCCAACCCCUGCCUGGUUGUCGGCGGCUGCCGAGCCAUUCUUGGAUCUACCACUGCACCUCCACCAACUCAUCUCCGCCGUCCGCUCUGUCCCCUGGAUUAUUCUACAUCGUUUUUUGAAUCUGUUAAAUAAAUACUCACCUUCGUUUCAACUCACCUUGUCCUGGUCUGCUUCUGGGUUCUGGCUUAGUAAACCGUGACAGAACGGUCCGGCCAGAAAUGAACCCAGCGGACCUGGACUCUGUUCGCCAUGACAUUACCCAUCAGGAGAAGAUGUUGGGACAACAUAGCACGGCGCUACAGGAGAUAGCUUUGUCCGUUCGGAACUUUUCUACCAGUCUGACGAAGAUCCAGGCUCAGCUCAGUUUGCCGGUGGAGAAUCCACGACCGGUUUCAUCCAUCUCGCCUGCCGCUUCUGGAGCUGUGCCCUUCCGUGAGCCCAAGGUUCCGACGCCUGAUAAAUAUGAGGGGGAGUUGGGAAGAUGCCGUUCUUUCCUUAUGCAGUGUGGAUUAGUGUUCGAUCUACAGCCCCACUCUUAUGCCACAGACAAGGCUAGGAUAGCCUUUGUCAUUGAGUUGCUGCGUGGUCGAGCUCUGGAGUGGGCUUCAGCCGUUUGGGAACAACAGGACACCUGCAUGGCCUCAUACCAGGAGUUCACGGCCGAGAUGAGGAAGCUAUUUGACCAUCCCGUCCGAGGUAUGGACGCAGCUAGGCGCCUGUUUUCGCUUCGCCAAGGAACUCACAGCGUUGCCGACUUCGUGAUCGAGUUCAGGACUUUGGCUGUGGAGAGUGGGUGGAAUGAGGAGUCUCUGCAAGCGGCCUUUUACCAGGGGCUGUCGGAGCAGCUCAAGGAUGAGUUGAUCUCCUAUCCGGAGCCUAGUGACCUGGACAGCUUGGUAGCCUUGUCUAUUCGGGUGGAUAACCGAGUUCGAGAGAGAAGGAGUGAGAAGCAAUGGGGCCCAUCCACUUGUUCCCGGCUGUCGUCAAACUGCUCGGCUCGCUAAAGUUGGGAGGACUUUUAGCGAGCCAGUUUCAACCUCUCAAUACCUCUGUCAGACCCCGUUUCCCGGCUACCCUCAUGAACAGGAAUCAGAGUCUAGCGAUUAACGCUUUCGUCGAUUCAGGUGCCGAUGGAAGCUUUAUUGAUGCCGAAGUGGUGGAACAGCUGGGGCUUUCCAAGGAGCGAUUACCGGAAGCCAUUGAAGCUACCACUCUGAACGGCAGUAGUCUGGCACGUAUCACGAUGAGGACUGAACCGGUUAAGAUGCUGUUGUCAGGGAAUCAUUCUGAGGUGAUCUCAUUCUUCAUUCUGCCUUCUUCCCAUGUUCCUCUGGUCCUUGGAUACCCCUGGCUGAAAGAACACAAUCCCACGUUCGAUUGGGUGACUGGCAAGGUAACUAGUUGGAGCCUUGAGUGUCAUGCUAACUGCCUCAAGACUGCCUGUUCCCAUUCUGUUCCCAGUCAGGUGAUUGAGGCUAGACCCCCAGAUUUGUCCCUGGUUCCCGAGACAUAUCACGAUUUGGGGGAAGUGUUCAGUAAGCAGAGGGCUCUGUCACUCCCUCCCCACCGACCAUAUGACUGUGCCAUAAACCUGUUCCCUGGAGCUGUCUAUCCCAAGGGACGGUUAUACAGCAUCUCCCGACCUGAAUGUGAGGCUUUGGAGACCUACAUCAAGGAGUCCCUAGCGGCUGGUCUCAUUCGUCCCUCAUCAUCACCCCUGGGGGCAGGAUUCUUCUUUGUGGGUAAGAAGGAUGGCUCUCUUCGACUGUGUAUUGAUUAUCGGGGGUUGAAUGAUAUCACGGUCAAGAACAAGUAUCCCCUGCCCUUGAUGAGCUCUGCCUUCGACUCCUUACAGGGUGCUACUGUGUUCACCAAGCUAGACCUACGCAAUGCGUAUCACCUGGUCCGGAUCAGAGAGGGGGACGAGUGGUUGACGGGUUUCAAUACACCGAUGGGUCACUUCGAGUAUCAGGUGAUGCCGUUUGGACUGACCAAUGCUCCAGCAGUGUUCCAGAGUAUGGUGAAUGACGUCCUGAGAGAUAUGAUCGGUCUCUUUGUGUUUGUUUACCUGGAUGACAUUAUUAUCUUCUCGAAGGAACCUUCCAGCCACGUCCAGCAUGUCAGGCAGGUUCUGCAGCGAUUGUUGGAGAAUCGCCUGUUCGUGAAGGCCGAGAAGUGCGAAUUUCACGCCCACACUACAUCCUUCCUCGGGUACAUCAUCUCCAGGGGAGAGAUCAGGAUGGACCAGGAGAAGGUUAGGGCGGUUCUGGAAUGGGCCCAGCCCGGUACGAGAUUGCAGCUCCAGAGGUUUCUGGGGUUUGCGAAUUUCUAUCGCAGAUUCAUCCGGGAUUACAGCCGUGUGGCCGCUCCUUUAACUGCCCUGACUUCCAGUACCAGGACCUUCAGUUGGAACCCUGAGGCGGACCGAGCGUUCCUGGAUUUGAAGAGGCGAUUCACCAACGCACCGAUUCUCUCUCAACCUGACACGGCCCGUCAGUUCGUCGUGGAGGUGGAUGCGUCUGAUGUGGGGGUUGGCGCCAUCCUGUCCCAGCGAUGCUCCACUGACGGGAAACUCCAUCCCUGCGCCUACUACUCUCGUCGUCUUUCGUCUGCGGAGAGGAACUACGAUGUGGGUAACCGGGAGCUUCUCGCGGUGAAGCUUGCCUUGGAGGAGUGGCGCCACUGGUUGGAGGGGGCGGAGCAACCGUUUAUUGUCUGGACCGACCACAAGAAUCUUGCGUACGUGCAAUCGGCUAGACGUCUCAACUCCCGUCAGGCCAGGUGGGCUUUGUUUUUCGGACGCUUUAAUUUUUCCCUGACGUUCCGACCUGGGUCUAAGAACGGCAAGGCGGACGCUUUGUCCCGGAUGUUCUCCAAGACGGAGGAGAGUGGGGCCAAGACCGAGACGAUUCUUCCCCGGAACUGGGUCGUGGGAGCAGUUAUGUGGAGGAUUGAGGAGGAGGUUAUGGCGGCCCUUCAGACGCAGCCCGGUCCCGGUAACGGUCCACCCGGUCGUUUGUUUGUGCCUGAGUCGGUUCGUUCUGCUGUCCUCCAAUGGUCCCACGCCAGCAAGAUGGCUUGUCACCCUGGCGUGGCCCGGACGAUGGCGUUACUUCGCAGACGAUUUUGGUGGCCGGCCAUGGGAGAAGAUACUCGGAGGUUUGUUGCUGCCUGUCCAGUGUGUGCGCAGAAUAAGAGUGCCAACCGGCCCAGCUCUGGACUACUUCACCCCCUCCCUAUUCCCCGGCGACCAUGGUCGCAUCUGGCCCUGGACUUUGUCACUGGGUUGCCCUCUUCUGAGGGGAACACGGUCAUUCUGACUAUCGUGGACAGAUUCAGCAAGUUCGCCCACUUUGUGCCCAUUUCCAAGCUUCCCUCGGCCUCUGAGACGUCCGAGAUCCUGGUUAGGGAGGUUUUCAGGGUCCACGGGUUGCCCAGUGACAUAGUUUCCGACCGUGGCCCUCAGUUUACCUCUGCUGUCUGGAAGUCUUUCUGUUUGGCCAUUGGAGCUACAGUCAGUCUCACAUCUGGUUUUCACCCCCAAUCUAAUGGUCAGGCGGAGAGAGCCAACCAGAAGAUGGAAUCCACGCUACGCUGCCUUGUCUCCUCCAACCCCACCUCCUGGGUCUCUCAGUUGCCUUGGGUUGAGUAUGCCCACAAUACUCUCCCUACAUCUGCCACUGGGAUGUCUCCCUUCCAGUGCCUGUAUGGCUACCAACCUCCCUUGUUUCCUUCUCAGGAGAAGGAUCUCUCAGUGCCCUCUGUUCAGGCCCACAUUCGUCGUUGCCACCGGACCUGGCAUCGGGCCAGAAAGGCCCUCCUUAGAGUUUCUGACCGGUAUCAGCUCCAGGCGAAUCGUCGCCGGAUUCCCGCCCCCACCUAUACCAUCGGAGAUAGGGUCUGGUUGGCCACACGGGAUCUUCCUCUGCGGACUGAGUCUAAGAAACUGUCACCGAAGUUCAUUGGUCCGUUUGUGGUGGAGAAGGUGAUCAAUCCUGUUGCGGUUCGACUCAAGUUACCUAGAACGCUCAGAGUCCAUCCCACCUUUCAUGUCUCCUGCCUCAAGCCUGUUCUCCUCAGUCCUCUGUUACCCCCUCCGCCUCCUCCUCCUCCCCCUCGGAUGAUCGGAGGUGGUCCUGCCUACACGGUGCGCCGCAUUAUGGAUUCCAGACGGCGGGGCCGGGGUUUCCAGUAUCUCGUGGACUGGGAGGGGUAUGGUCCUGAAGAGAGGAGUUGGAUUCCUCGGCGCCAGAUCCUUGAUGCUGACCUCCUUCGUGACUUCUACCGCCUCCAUCCUGGCGCUCCGGGUAGUCCGCCCGGUGGCGUUCGUCGGAGGGGGGGGUACUGUCAUGAACCCUGCAUCCUGAGUCGGUUCCUGCCUGUGUUGCCAUUUUUCUGCUCGGAAUCUCCAGUUUCCUGAGGGUUCGUGAACGCUCCCGGCCUGGUUGCCGGGCGAGGUUGCUAGGCGGGAGAUCACCCGAUUAACUGCACCUGCAUCUCAUCAGCGGUCUGCACACCUGGUCCUGAUCAUCACCCUUCUUAAGCCCUGACCUGACAUCCAUUCCCUGCCGGAUCGUUAGCCAUGAACAGUAUGUUUGUCAGUGUAUCAGCCUUGGAGUUUCUAGCGUUAGUUUUGUUGUUUUGCACCUUGUUGGCUUGCCGUGUACUUACCUCCGUUUUGUUUCUAUCUGCAGUCAAUCUCCCGGAACCUUCACCCAACCCCUGCCUGGUUGUCGGCGGCUGCCGAGCCAUUCUUGGAUCUACCACUGCACCUCCACCAACUCAUCUCCGCCGUUCGCUCUGUCCCCUGGAUUAUUCUACAUCGUUUUUUGAAUCUGUUAAAUAAAUACUCACCUUCGUUUCAACUCACCUUGUCCUGGUCUGCUUCUGGGUUCUGGCUUAGUAAACCGUGACAGGAUGUUUGUUCCCUUUGACCGUUGUGUAUUGCCAACUCUGUUGUUCUUGAUGUAGGCUACGUUUCAGCACUGGACAGCAAGGUGACAUUUUCCCUUUAGCUACUGACGUCCAACCAACCUAUCGACCAGUCUGAGUCAAAUGGUCAGGAAACCAAUACAGAAAACGAAAUUAUAAGCAUUGGUUGACAUCGACAAUUUUCAUGAGGGCGGUUGAAAUAUUUUAUCAACCUGAAAUAGUCUUGCUAAGGUUGUGCUAUAGGCCUAAGUAUGUCUUAUUGUGAACUGUGUCAAUGUAGGCUUAAGUUUUUCCUUUUAACUUACGUCCAUCAGCAAUGUCUUCUCAUGCACGAUCAUGUCACGAUUAAAUUGCAUCUCCCUUAUUUUUUUAUGGUGGUAGUCAUCAACGUUGGGAGGAUACCAUCUAGGUGGUCUUCUAAGAAGGAACAUUUGGCAAACAAUGUAGGCUUGAGCAUUGAAACUGCUGUUUUCCUGGUGGACUCAGGAUGUCGCUGUCCACUAGCUAAGGACAAUUAUGUAGCCUUAGGAUAUCUCCACCUACUACAGUAGUAGCCUACAAAGGGCGAGUACACCCAGGCUGCCGCAUCACAGUGAAAAGCAGUCAGACAUAUUACCUUUCUUCCGCUUGGCUAUUGGUUUUAUUGUGCUUUAUAGUAGGAUAAUUUUUCGACAACCCUAAUUUCUCAAUUGGAGUUCAUUGGUAUUAGACAUCGAAGAUGGGCUACAUUGGCUUUAAGGUUCAUGCGUUUGUUUUCCAUCUGUUUUAUUGUCUUUGCCUCAUGCGCAUCACCAAUGGAGACGUGAGCUAUUCUGUUCCAGAGGAGAUGAAACGCGGAUCUGUGAUAGGAAAUAUAGCCAAGGAUCUGGGGCUGGAUGCUAAGAGACUUUCGGCUCGAAAAGCUCGUUUAGAGGAGGAUGGAACUAAACGCCAUUGUGACAUUAACCUGAAUACCGGAGCUCUUGUUGUAGCUGAAAUAAUUGAUCGGGAGCAGCUUUGUGGUCUGGCGUUAUCUUGUGGAUUAACAUAUGAAAUGGUUCUCGAAAAUCCUUUAGAAUUGCAUCGCAUAACGCUUCAAAUUCAGGAUGUUAACGACAAUUCACCCCAGUUUGCAGAUGAUGUUAUCAAUUUGGAAAUUAGGGAGUCGGCUGAUAAAGGUGAACGCUUUCCCAUCAACGAGGCCCAGGAUGCAGAUAUAGGGCAAAAUGCCGUUCAAAGCUAUUCUUUGCAAAGAAAUGGCCAUUUUGUUUUGAAUGUUCAUACUAACCGAGAUGGAGGAAAAUAUAGUGAGUUGGUAUUAGAAAAUGAGUUAGAUCGAGAACAACAGCAGGAGGUGACAUUGUUACUUACGGCGGUUGAUGGUGGAACUCCACAGAGAUCUGGUAGUGUAGUUAUACACGUCACUGUGUUUGAUGCUAACGAUAAUAUUCCAGUAUUUACCCAGGACGUGUACAGGGUCAGUUUGCCUGAAAAUUCUCCAUUAGGUACAGUGAUUGCUACAGUGAGCGCCACGGAUGCAGAUGAAGGAACGUAUGGGGAGGUGACAUAUGAUCUAGGUCGAGUUUCUGAUAACGUGAAGAAAUUAUUCCACCUUGAUAGUAAAAUUGGGUCUUUAACACUGACUGGCCCUGUUGAUUAUGAGGAAAAGUCCCUUUAUGAAUUGCGCGUCCUUGCCAAAGAUGGUGCUGGGUUAGUGUCUUACACGAAAGUGCUGAUAGAUAUUACUGACAUAAACGAUAACGCACCUUUGAUAUUUAUUAAAUCUCUGACCAAUCCAAUACCAGAGAAUGUGUUACCUGGCACAGAGGUGGGCAUCAUUAAUGUACAGGAUAAAGACUCGGAGGGAAAUAGACAGGUCCGUUGCUCCAUUCAACAAAACGUUCCUUUCAAACUUAACCCCUCAAUCAAAAACUAUUAUUCUCUGGUAACAACCAGUGAACUAGACCGUGAAAUAAUAUCAGAUUAUAACUUAACUAUCAUUGCCACUGACGAGGGGUCUCCACCCUUAUCCUUCUCAAAGUCCAUUCAUUUAUCUGUGUCAGACGUGAAUGACAACCCACCUGUGUUUGAAGAACAAUCCUACAGCGCCUAUGUGACUGAAAAUAACAAGCCUGGCUCAUCGAUGUGUUCUGUUACUGCGAGAGACCCAGACUGGAGACAGAACGGUACAGUGGUGUAUUCUCUAUUGCCCAGUGAGGUCAACGGUGUUCCGGUGUCAUCCUUUUUAUCCAUCAAUGGAGACACGGGUGUGAUCCAUGCUGUGAGAGCAUUUGAUUAUGAGCAGUUUAGGAGCUUCAAAGUCCACGUUGUAGGCAGAGACAAUGGUUCUCCUCCACUCAGCAGUAAUGUGGCUGUGAGUGUCUUCAUAACAGAUGAGAAUGAUAACUCUCCCCAGAUAUUAUACCCUGCUCCAGCAGGGAACUCCUUGAUGACUGAGAUGGUCCCCAAAGCUGCUCUGGCGGGGUCCCUGGUUUCCAAGGUGAUAGCUGUGGAUGCUGACUCUGGACAGAACGCGUGGCUUUCAUAUCACAUCGUGAAAUCGACUGAUCCGGGGCUUUUCACUAUUGGUCUCCACAGCGGAGAGAUCAGGGCACAGCGGGACAUUUCUGAAUCUGACAGUAUGAAGCAAAACCUUCUCAUAUCAGUGAAAGAUAAUGGACAGCCCUCUCUCUCUACAACCUGUGAUGUAUAUUUGCUCAUAUCAGAUAACUUGGCUGAAGUUCCAGAACUGAAAGACAUGGCUUAUGAGGAUAGUUCCAAAGUAACUUCCUAUUUGAUCAUUGCACUGGUCUCUGUUUCCACCUUUUUCCUGACUUUCAUUAUUCUCAUCCUGGCAGUGAGGUUCUGCCGUAGGAGAAAGCCUAGAAUGUUGUUUGAUGGAGCAGUCGCCAUUCCCAGUGCGUAUUUCCCUCCCAACUAUGCAGAGGUGGGCGGAGCUGGAACGCUGCAUAGUUCUUACAAUUAUGACGCAUACCUGACAACGGGCUCACACACCAGUGACUUCAAGUUUGCCAGAUCUUACAACGACAGCACGCUGCAGGCUGAUCAGACACUGAAGAGGAGUCCAAAUGAACCUUUUGAAGAAAAUAUCAUAACGUUCAAUACUUCGGAGUCUGAGGUGAGAUUUCAUAGCUUCAUGUGAAAAACUUUUUGAAACUAUCGGUUGCUCACUGUAUUGUGUGUUGUUGGCUAAUGUUAUUACAACCGUUUGGACUCUUCUUGUACUUCGAAAAUACUUUUCAGACAUUUUCUUUAGUGGCAUUUUUUAUAAUUGAUCAUCUCUGUAUUCAUAUGUAUGUUAUCAUCAUGAUCCCAUUUCUAUAUGACUUAGUAAAACACGUUGGCCCAUUUCUGGACCAUGGACAUUUUCCUCAGUAUGUCUCCACUCUGCAUCAAAAACUGCAGUGUGUAGGGACUUGAAAUAUCUUUAAAGAAUUGCCUUAUUUUUUAUAUACUUUUUUCCAGUGAUUGAAUUUGGAAAUACUUCAUGGAAUGUAUCUGUUGAAGGCUACAUGUACAUGCUACAUUGUCCAUUAAUAGUAGAUCGUUCGACUGAGAUGUUGACUUGUAUGGGCUGUAACACAAAGGGGCUCGUUUUUAUACAGUCAUCCAUUUUGAAAAACCUUUGUCGAUAUGAAAGGUCACAUUAUUUAACUAUGAAAGCAAUUUUCUGCAGUUUUAUGAAACCACACGAAGUGUCGCUAUUCACCAGCAAUAGCUUUUAAGUUUUCCUCUCCACACCAUGUGUCAUUUACAGGGAAGAGGCCUAAUUAGUCAGUUAAGCAGUGUAGAGAAGUCGUGUGUUUAACAUUUCGUAUAGAUCUCGUGGAUUUUGCUUUCACUGGUUAUGGACGUGUUGCUUUCACUGGUUAUGAACGUUUCCUUGGUUGAAUAGCACUGUAUUCUACCACAUCAUUGCAUUGGGAAUAUGUUUUAUUGACUGAAAAUGAAAUUAAAGGUAUUCUCUUUCUCUGCUUCGAUGUUCGGCCUGGCUUUGUUUCUUUUCCUGCACACCAGCUACGGAGAUGUGACCUAUUCUGUUCGGAGAUGAAACGCGGAUCUGUGAUCGGAAAUAUAGCCAAGGAUCUAGGGCUGGAUGCCAAACAGUUGUUGUAUGGGAAAGCACGCUUAGAUGUUGAUGGCAGUAUCAUUAAAUCAAUCUGAAUACUGGUGAUUUGGUCGUACCUGAAAUAAUAGACAGGGAGUAGAUUUGUGGUAGGAGGAUUUCAUGCACCCUAAAAUAUGAGAUGGUUCUGAAGAAUCCUUUAGAAUUACAUAAUGCCCCACAAUUCUUGGAACAUGUACAGUAGUUAAGUUCGAGAUCCGUGAGUCAGCCUUUAAAGGUGCUCGGUUUGCGGUCAAUCAGGCUCACGAUGCGGAUAUACGACUGAACGCAGUUCAACGCUAUACACUACAGAGGAACGACCAUUUUAGUUUGGUCGUUCAUACCAUUGCCGGUGGGGUGACUUAAGGUGAGUUUGUGUUAGAGCUCAUGCACCAGUGACUUCAAGUUUGUCAGGCUGAUCAGACACUGAAGAGGAGUCAAAAUGAACCUUUUGGAGAAAAUAUAAUCACGUUCAACACCCUGAGGUGAGAUUUUAUAGCUUUCACAUUGUGAAAAACUGAAAAGCAUUUUUUUGCCAUUUUGCAUAUAAUAUGAAACGAUCAGCAGCUGACUGUAUUGUGUGUUGUAGGCAAAUGUUAUUAUGACAGUUGAACUCGUCUGGUAUUUUUUCAGUCAUUUGAUUUAGUGCCAUUUUGAUCAUUUAUCUUUAUUUUCCCAUCAUUAACCCAUUUCAAUGUGACUUAAUAAAACACAUAGGCCCGUUUCAGCACCAUGGACAGUGUCCCUUUACUCAGUAUGUCUCCACUCUGCUUCAGAAACUGCAAGGUAGCAGCAGACGUGAAAUAUGUUAGAAAGAAAUGUCCGAUUUUUAAAUAACCCUUUUCCAGUGAUGACUUUUGGAAAUAUUUUAUGGAAUUCAUCUUUUGAAGGCUACAUGGACAGGGUACUUUUUCCAUUAAUAGAAGCCUAUAUCAUUCGAUUAGGAUGUGACAUUUUUUAAUCCAUGAAAACAAUUUACCCCCGCAUGUUUUGUUUUCGUAUGCGUGGCAUACUCUCCUCCAUACAAUUGGUGAGAGCCUUGCACACGAUUUUCUGCAGUUUUGUGGAACUACACGUAGUGUCGCUAUUCGCCAGCAGUAGCUUUUAAAUCCACCUCUCCACCCAUUGUUGACAUUUCCAGGGAGGGAGGAGACCUCAUUAUUGCAGUGUAGAGAAGUCGCUUAACAUUUUAACGUGGUACAUCUAUCUACUUGUCGCAAACAUUUAUUUCGUUGGAUAGUACUGUAUUUUACCACAUAAUUUGGCCUAUUUGGAACAAGUUGUGUUCUCUGUAGAUGGAAUACAGGGGAUUCUCGUUCUCUGCCUCGAUGUUCUGCCUGGCUUUGUUUCUCUUGCUCCUGCGCACCAGUUAUGGAGAUUUAACCUAUUCUGUUCGGUAGGAGCCAAGGAUCUCGGUCUGGAUGCCAAAACGCUGUUGUAUAGGAAAGCUCGCUUAGAUGUGGAUGGGAGCAGCAAACGCUAUUGUGAAAUCAAUCUGUAUACUGGUGAUUUGGUCGUCGCUUAACUAUUAGACAGGGACCAGCUUUGCGGUAGGAGGAUUUCAUGCGCUCGAAAAUAUGAAAUGGUUCUGGAGAAUCCUUUAGAAUUACAUAACAUAGUUAUUCGGGUAGAAGAUAUUAAUGACAAUGCUCCACAAUUGGGGAGGAUAUCGUUACAUUUGAGAUCAGAGAGUCAGCCGUUAAAGGUGCUCAAUUUGCAUUUUUUUUUUUACAUUUUUAGUCAUUUAGCAGACGCUCUUAUCCAGAGCGACUUACAGAAGCAAUUAGGGUUAAGUGCCUUGCUCAAGGGCACAUCGACAGAUUUUUCACCUAGUCGGCUCGGGGAUUAGAACCAGCGACCUUUCGGUUACUGGCACAACGCUCUUGCCCACUAAGCUACCUGAGACCCCAUUAUUUGCCGUUAAUCAGGCUCACUAUGCGGAUAUAGGACUGAAAGCUGUUCAAAACUACACACUACAAAGGAACGACCAUUUUAGUCUGGCUGUUCAUACCAAACAUGGUGCUGAAAAAUAUGGUGAGUUACUGUUAGAGAAAGAACUAUACCGAGAACAACAGCAGGAGGUGACAUUAUUACUUACUGCUGUUGAUGGUGGUACAACACAGAGAUCUGGCACUGUAUUUUGUAUUUUGUUUUUAUUAAGGAUCCCCAUUAGCUGCUGCCAAGGCAGCAACUACUCUUCCUGGGGUCCAGCAACAUUAAGGCAGUUAUAUACAAUUAAAAAUAUUACAUGACAUUACAUUUCACAACAGAUUUCACAACACAUUAAGUGUGUGCCCUCAGGCCACGACGAUACUAUCACAUACUGUAUCUACAAUACAAAAUCCAAGUGUACUUGUGUGUAGAGUGCUUGUGUUAUCAUGUGUAUGCACUGUAGUUAUACACGUUACUGUUCUAGAUGCAAAUGAUAAUAUUCCAGUAUUUAGCCAGGACGUCUAGAAGGUCAGUGUGGCAGACAAUUCUCAAUUAGGUUAAUUAGUUAUUACUGUGAAGGCAACAGAUGCAAAUGGGGAAGUUAUGUAUGAUUUUGGCCCCAUCUCAGAGGAAUUUACUACAUUAAUUUUUCUUGACCCCAAAACGGGAGACAUCAGUUUAGCUGGACAGAUGGACUUCGAAAGAGUCAAUUUAUGAAAUAAGUAUCCAAGCCAAAGAUGCCUCAGGAUUUAGGUAUUUUGCCAAUAUAGUCGUAGAAAUUACAUAUGUCAAUGCCCCGCUGAUACAUCGAACAUCUCUGAUCAAUCCCAUGCCUGAAAAUGUGUUACCUGGCACAGAGGUGGGCAUCAUUAAUGUACAGGAUAAAUAGGCAGGUCCGCUGCUCCAUUCAACAAAAUGUUCCUUUCAAACUAAACCCCUCAAUCAAAAACUAUUAUUCUCUGGUAAAUACAUGUGAACUAGACUGUGAGAUAAUAUCAGAUUAUAACAUGACAGAUUACAGAUUAUAACAUGACAGCACGCUGCAGGCUGAUCAGACACUGAAGACGAGCCCAGAUAAACUAUUAAAAGGAAGUAUUAUCACUCUCAACACUGCAGGAGACUGAGGUAACCCACUCCACUGGGCACAGACGUCAAUUCAAUGUCUAUUCCACAUUUGUUCAACCUAAUAUCACUGAAAUGACGUGGAAACAAAGUUGACCAGUGUGUGCCUAGUGUGAUGCCUUUAUUUAGGAUUUUAUGAGAAUGGUAACAUAGUUUUGAGACGAGAUAUUACUCAUUUGCAGUUUGUCUAAUAGCAAACGUGCAAGCCUGAAAUGCAUUACCCUAUGUUUUAAUAGCAAGUAUGUCAGCAACAUAUGGGUUGGGUUCUAGUAUUAAGAGUGUUGGGCCAGUAACCAAAAGGAUGCUAGUUCGAAUCCCUGAGUCGACUAGGUGAAACAUCUGUCAAUGUGCCCUUGAGCAAGGCACUUAACCUUAAUUUAUCCUGUAAGACGCUCUGGAUAAGAGCUUCUGCUAAAUAACUCCAAUGAAAAAUGUAGUAUGGCAGUCUGGUGCAAAAUUAAGUCAUCAGAAGAGUGUUUACUGUUCUUCUAUUAGCCUGAAUGUAUUUAUUAUUGGUAAUUGGCAUGUUUUAUUUAUAAUUUAUUGGUCAUUGGCUGCAUCUACUGUUCUUCUAUUGGCCUGAAUGUAUUUAUUAUUGGUCAUUGGCGUCUUCUAGGCUGAUAUUUGGUUUCGGGGAGAAAUAGAAUCAGGCUAUGUAUUCUAUUCCGUCUGUAGCCUACUGGUACAUAUAGGCAACUUCUUUCACGAAAUUUGACACCCCCUAAACUGAAAUUCAAUCAAGUGUAGGACACAUAUUCACACCACUACUCAGUAAUAUCAAUGUGGCAUGUUCUCCUUUCCAGCGCUGAAGCCAAGUUUUUCUGUUUCUGCCAAGUUUUUCUAUUCUUUUAAUAUAUUCAGUUUCAGUGAACAUUACAGAGACUUAAAUUAAUAGAUUCAGAAGUUGUAAAUACAUAUCACAUCGCGUUCCAAUUCCGAUGAAGCUACGCCAGUACUGUUUCAGCACCACACAGAUGGGCAGCGCCACAGAGAAGCAUGUUUUUCAGUGGGACAGGCAAAGCUGCAAAGUGGUCAUUCUCGCCCUAUCAGUCAUUUUAAAUGUUUUCCCUCUAAUACUUAAGUUUACCUAGAUAUAUUUUUGAUGUAAUGUUUGAAUUUUAAUACCACAUUACUCCCAAUUGUAUGCUAUAUAUGUUUUACUUCCCAGUGGGCAAUCACAUUCACACUUUUUAUGGAAACAGUCAACCCUAAAUCUCAUGGGGCCUUAUAGUUUUAUGAGGUUUAAUUGAACGCAGUAUAUUUUAGUUUUCAAUGAAAUACUCUAAGUGUCGCUGUUCAUUUCAUAAUGUGUGAUAGGCACAUCACUCCACCCAGUUUAUGCAUAGAAAGGGAGGAGAAAUUCUCUGUUCAGUGUGACAAACUAGUCUCGAUGAGACAGUCUAAACGUGUACGUCAGAAAUUACACAUUUUAACGGAGCAAAUGUUUCAUUUUGAGGGUUGAACAACAUAUUUACCACAAUUCUUAGUUGGACUUUUGUGUCAUUUGAGAAGAUGGAGUACAUUGGAUUAUCAUGGUCUGUCUCGAAGUUCGGUCUGGUUUUCCUUAUUUUUUUAGUGCGCACGAACAAUGGAGAUAUGAGCUAUUAUAUUCCUGAGGAGAUGAAAAGAGGAUCUUUGAUCGGAAAUAUAGCCAAAGAUCUUGGGCUGGAUGCAAGAAGAUUUUCAUCUCGCAAGGCUCGUUUUGGAUAUGGAUGGCAGUCGUCAACGUUACUGUGACAUUAAUGUGAAUACUGGAUAUUUGGUUGUGGCUGAAACAAUAGACAGGGAGGAGCUGUGUGGACCGAGGGUCUCCUGUACCUUAAAAUACGAGCUUGUCUUGGAGAACCCGCUGGAAUUGCAUCGUAUCACUGUGCAAAUUCAAGAUAUUUUCUAAAAAACGCGUUCAAUUAGAAAUUCAAGAGUCUGCUGAUAGAGGAACGCGCUUCCUUCUGAGUGAGGCUCAUGAUGCGGAUAUAGGACAAAACGCAGUUCAAAAAUAUUCACUCGAAAGAAACGACUAUUUUGUUUUAGGUGUUCAUACAAACCCAGAUGGUGGAAAAUACAGUGAGUUAGUAGUAGAGAAGGAGUUAGAUCGAGAACAACAGCAGGAGGCGACAUUCUUACUUACUGCGGUUGAUGGUGGGACUCCACAUAGAUCUGGUACUGUAGUCAUACACGUCACUGUCCUAGAUGCUAAUGAUAAUAUCCCCGUUUUUACUCAGAACGUUUACAAGGUCAGUCUACCCGAAAAUUCUCCUUUAGGCACAGUAGUGAGUACAGUGACGGCUACUGAUGCAGACAAGGGACCUAAUGGCAAGGUGACCUAUGAACUCAGUCGUAUAAGUAAGAAAGCGGGGAAGCUGUUUUCUAUGAACAAGACAACCGGAGAAAUAUACGUAAUUGGCGCCAUUGACUUCGAAGAGGAAACAUUUUAUGAAAUAAGCGUACAGGCAGAAGAUGGUUUAGGGUCAGCCUCAAAUUGUAAAGUUAUUAUCGAAAUCACAGAUGUGAAUGACAAUGCACCAAAAAUAUUUAUCAAAUCGCUUAGCAAUCCCACCCCUGAGAAUGUGUUACCUGGCACAGAGGUGGGCAUCAUUAAUGUACAGGAUGAAGACUCGGAGGGAAAUAGACAGGUCCGCUGCUCCAUUUAACAGAAUGUUCCUUUUAAACUAAACCCCUCAAUCAAAAACUAUUAUUCUCUAGUAACAACAAUCGAAUUAGUCCGUGAAAUAGUAUCAGUUUAUAACAUAACUAUCACUGCCACUGACGAGGGGUCUCCACCCUUAUCCUCCUCAAAGACUAUUCAUUUAUCUGUGUCAGACGUGAAUGACAACUCACCUGUGUUUGAAGAACAAUCCUACAGUGCCUAUUUGACUGAAAAUAACAAGCCUGGCUCUUCUAUGUGUUCUGUUACUGCCAGAGACCCAGACUGGAGACAGAACGGCACAGUAGUCUAUUCCCUAUUGCCCAGUGAGGUCAACAGUGUUCCGGUGUCAUCAUUUCUAUCCAUUAACGGAGACACGGGGGUGAUCCAUGCUGUGAGAGCAUUUGAUCAUGAGCAGUUUAGGAGCUUCAAAGUCCACGUUGUAGCCAGAGACAAUGGUUCUCCUCCACUCAGCAGUAACGUGACUGUGAGUGUCUUCAUAACAGAUGAGAAUGAUAACUCUCCCCAGAUAUUAUACCCUGUUCCAGCAGGGAACUCCUUGAUGACUGAGAUGGUCCCCAAAGCUGCUGUGGUGGGGUCCCUGGUUUCCAAGGUGAUAGCUGUGGAUGUUGACUCUGGACAGAAUGCAUGGCUUUCAUUUCAGAUCGUGAAAUCGACUGAUCCGGGACUUUUCACUAUUGGUCUCCACAGUGGAGAGAUCAGGGCACAGCGGGAUAUUUCUGAAUCUGACAGUAUGAAGCAGAACCUUGUGAUAUCAGUGAAAGAUAACGGACAGCCCUCUCUCUCUACAACCUGUUAUGUACAUUUACUUAUAUCAGACAACUUGGCUGAAGUUCCAGAACUGAAAGACAUGGCUUAUGAAGAUAGUUCCAAAUUGACUUCUUAUUUGAUAAUAGCACUGGUCUCUGUUUCCACUUUUUUCCUAACUUUCAUUAUUCUCAUCCUGUCCGUGAGGUUCUGCCAUAGGAGAAAGCCUAGAAUGUUGUUUGAUGGAGCAGUCGCCAUUCCCAGUGCGUAUUUCCCUCCCAACUAUGCAGAGGUGGACGGAGCAGGAACACUGCGUAGUUCUUACAAUUAUGACGCAUACCUGACAACAGGCUCACGCACCAGUGACUUCAAGUUUGUCAGAUCUUACCAUGACAGCACACUGCAGGCUGAUCAGACACUGAAGAAGAAUUUAAAUGAACCUUUUGGAGAAAAUAUAAUCACGUUCAACACCUUGGGGGAGUCUGAGGUGAGAUUGAAUAGCUUUCACAUUGUGAAAAACUCAGAUGCUUUAAAAAAAACUUACCUAGGCCUAUAGCUAUAUUGCACUCUGUGGUUGUGUGCUAUGGAUCUGCUUGGCCUAAUCCUAAAUGAUCGGUUGCUUGUGAACUUUGUAUUUUACUCGUUGUUUAUCCUGUAGUUUAAUUUAAAAUUGUGUAUGUUGUGUAGGUUUAGCAUACUUCGUUUGCUCCAUUUUGUAACGCUUAAUGGUCCAAUGCAACCGUUUUUAUCUCAAUAUCAAAUAAUUUCUGGUUAACAAUUAAGUACUUUAGUGUGAUUAUUUCAAAUAAAAUGGUUACAAACAAUAGCUUCUUAGUAAGAUACAUUUCUCAUGCAAGAGUUUUGUUAGGAUUGUCUGGUCUGAGUGGGUGGGGAAAACUGAAAACUAGCUGAUAGUGGCAGAGAGGUUUGGAACUCUCUUUGGUAUUGGUCUAUUGACUAAUUUACCGCCUGGUGAUGUCACCAGGCAGGCCAAACCCCAUUCCACCAAAACAGGCUGAAAUUUCAGGCAGUCUUUUCAAACAGCUCUUACACUUAAAGGGCAUUAUCAUAAUUUUCACAAUUUCACAGUAUUAUUCCAACCUUCAUAGUGUGGAUAUAUAUACAAAAUACAGGAAAAUCACGUUUUUGACUGCACUAGGCCAUUAAAAGUUAUCUCAAUGCAUACUUUUAUUUCAAUAUUUGGAUAUUGCUGUGUACUUCAAAAAGGCUUUUCAGUUAUGUUAUCCAGUGCCAUUUUUAAUCACUGGAAGUUUUUGAGGAUGUAUUUCCUUCAUCUACCAUUCGAUUUCUCUGUGAGUCAGUAGCUUACAACACACACAGGCCCAUUUCAGCACCGUAAGGGCUGGACAGCACACUUCUUCCCUGCACUCAUCCAGUCUCCACUUUGUAAAGUAAUACUGCAUCGAGUUGCCUAGGUGACAUAUUUUAGAAGAAAAAAGGGAUUUGUUUGUUUAUGUUUGUUCCACUGAUGUUGAAAACAAUUAAUGGACUUUACAUUUUAAUGGCUGCAUGGAUUUAACGUUGAGUUCUUCAAUAAUAGGUCAUUGGUUUUAAUGUUGUUGAAUAAUAACGCCUGUUAUAGCAAGUCGUUUUUGACUAUUCCGUUUUUUUCUUAAGCAUUCAUUUUGAACUGCCUUAGAUGACAAGAACGAUCAUAUUCUUUAUCUAUGAAAAGACAUGAACCCUGCAUUUUGGUUUGAUUAUUCGACAGCCUGUCCACCAAGCUGUCGAAUAAUAAAACCAAAAAUGCAGAAGUAAUUUGGUGAGACCUUUGCAUGAGUUUCUGCAGUUUUAUGAUACUACACAGAGUGUCGGUAUUCACCAGCAAUAGCUUAGAAAUCCAUCUCUCCACCCAUUCUCGCAAUUUACAGGGAGGAGGAGACCUAAUUUCAGCAGUGUAAAGAGUUGUCGCCUACUUAACAUUUUAAUGUGGUGCAUUUUGUAUCUACUGGUCGUAAACGUUUAUUUGAUUGGAUAGCACUGUAUUUUACCACAUCACUUGGCCUAUCUGGAAUAAGUUGUGUUCUCUGAAAAUGGAAUAUAAGGCAUCCUCGUUCUCUGCAUCAAUGUUCUGCCUGGCUCUGUUUCUUUCCCUGCUGCGCACCAGCUAUGGAGACGUGACUUAUUCUGUUCCAGAGGAGAUGAAACGCGGAUCUGUGAUUGGAAAUAUAGCUAAGGAUCUGGGACUGGAUGGAAAAACACUGUUGUAUAGGAACGCUCGUUUAGAUGUUCAAGGUAGCAGCAAGCAGUAUUGUGAAAUUAAUCUGAAUACUGGUGAUUUGGUCGUCGCUGAAAUAUUAGACAGAGAGCAGUUUGUUGCAGGAGGAUUUCAUGCACCCUAAAAUAUUAGAUGGUUCUGGAGAACCCUUUAGAAUUACAUAAUAUAAUUCUGCAGGUAUAAGAUAUUAAUGAUAAUGCCCCACAAUUCGCGGAAGAUGCUAUUACGUUUGAGAUUGGAGAAUCAGCAGUUAUAGCCUCCCGGUUUUCGGUUGAUCAAGCUCACGAUGCAGAUAUAGGACUGAACGCUGUUCAAAGCUACACACUUCAAAAGAAUGGCCAUUUUAGUUUGGCUGUGCAUACUAAUCCCGGUGGGGCAAAAUACGGCGAGUUAGUGUUAGACAAAGAGUUAGAUAGAGAACAACAGCAGGAUGUGACUUUAUUACUUACUGCUGUUGACGGUGGGACUCCACAGAGAUCUGGUACUGUAGUUAUACACGUCACUGUUCUAGACGCUAAGGAUAAUAAACCAGUGUUUAGCCAGAAUGACUAUAAGGUCAGUGUGCCCGAAAAUUCUCCAUUAGGUUUAUUAGUUGUUACUGUGACAGCCACCGAUGCAGACGAGGGGUUAAACGGGGACGUGAUUUACGGAUUUGGUCCAAUCUCAGAUGAAUUGAAUAAACUAUUUUCACUAAAUCCCAAAACGGGUGAAAUUAAGAUAGCUGGACUGAUGGAUUUCGAAAAGGAGUCCAUUCAUGAAUUAAGUAUCCAAGCUAAAGAUAACUCAGGGCUGACGUCUUUUGCCAAUGUAGUAAUCGAGAUUACAGAUGUCAAUGACAAUGCCCCAAGGAUAUCUCUUAAAUCUCUAACCACCCCUAUUCCUGAGAAUGUGUUACCUGGCACUGAAGUGGGUAUCAUUAAUGUACAGAAUGAAGAUUCAGAGGGAAAUAGACAGGUCCACUGCUUCAUUCAAUAAAAUGUUCCAUUCAAACUUAACCCCUCAAUCAAAAACGAUUAUUAUUUGGUAACAACUACUGAACUAGAUUGUGAGAUAAUAUCAAAUUAAAACAUAACUAUCACUGACAAGGGGUCUCCACCUUUAUCUUCCUCAAAGAAUAUUCAUUUAUCUGUGUCAGACUUGAAUGACAACACAACUGUGUUUGAAGAACAAUCCUACAGCUCCUAUGUGACUGAAAAUAACAAGCCUGGCUCCUCUGUGUGUUCUGUUACUGCCAGAGACCCAGACUGGAGACAUAACGGCACAGUGGUCUAUUCUCUAUUGCCCAGUGAGGUCAACGGUGUUCCGGUAUCAUCAUUUUUAUCCAUUAACGGAGACACAGGGGUGAUCCAUGCUAUGAGAGCAUUUGAUUAUGAGCAGUUUAGGAGCUUCAAAGUCCACGUUGUAGCCAGAGACAGUGGUUAUCCUCCACUCAGCAGUAACGUGACUGUGAGUGUCUUCAUAACAGAUGAGAAUGAUAACUCUCCCCAGAUAUUAUACCCUGCUCCAGCAGGGAACUCCUUGAUGACUGAGAUGGUCCCCAAAGCUGCUGUGGUGGGGUCCCUGGUUUCCAAGGUGAUAGGUGAUAGGUGUGGAUACUGACUCUGGACAGAACGCAUGGCUUUCAUAUCAGAUCGUGAAAUCGAUUGAUCCGGGACUUUUCACUAUUGGUCUCCACAGCGGAGAGAUCAAGGCACAGCGGGACAUUUCUGAAUUUGACAGUAUGAAGCAGAACCUUGUUAUAUCAGUGAAAGAUAACAGACAACCCUCUCUCUCUACAACCUGUGAUGUAUAUUUACUCAUAUCAGACAACUUGGCUGAAGUUCCAGAACUGAAAGACAUGGCUUAUGAGGAUAGUUCCAUAGUAACUUCCUAUUUGAUCAUUGCACUGGUCUCUGUUUCCACCUUUUUCCUGACUUUCAUUAUUCUCAUCCUGGUAGUGAGGUUCUGCCGUAGGAGAAAGCCUAGAAUGUUGUUUGAUGGAGCAGUCGCCAUUCCCAGUGCGUAUUUCCCUCCCAACUAUGCAGAAGUUGACGGAGCUGGAACUCUCCGUAGUUUUUACAAUUAUGACGCAUACCUGACAACGGGCUCAGUCAUACCAGUGACUUCAAGUUUGUCAGAUCUUACAAUGACAGCACACUGCCUGCUGAUCUUACAAUGAAGAGACCAGUUGAGCCUAUUGGAGAAAGUAUAAUUACUCAGAACAGUGCAGAAGAUUGUGAUGAGGCAAGAUAACAGUGGCCUGACAUAAUUUACUGAGUUAUCAAAUUGAAAUGUGCAGUUUGAAUAUCCACUUAAGGCUCAUAAGCGUUUGAGGCAUGGUAGGCUUGUUUAGGCUAGAUUUCAUUCGAUAAAUGUAGUAAACUGUUCCAGUGUGUUUACUUUCUGCCAUUGGUUUGGUUCCUCGCUCUUAUAAGAACUUUGUCCAUGAAAAGAUUCUGAUUCAGCGCCCACGACUUCGAAUAGGCCGUUCGCCUAUUCGAAGUCGAUUGUAUUUCAGCACCACUAUUAUGGACAGCGCCCACCACUCUGUAGGCUUCCGCAAUGGAAUGACUAAAAUACAAUUAUGCUUGAUCGGAAAAUGUGGUCGGAGGCUCCGUAUGGAGGGUGUGACGCAAAGCAGAGCCUCCGGAUGCAUACAGAGGCCAUAUUGAGCUCUGUACGGCGUAGCCGUGCGACUCCCAAAUGUUGUAACAAUGCAGCGGGCUCCAUAUAGCUCCGCAUUGACAUGAUUGGUUGACGGUAGGUGGGGGCGGGAGGUCCUGUAUAAACACAAACUCACUUCCUUGACAACUUCCUUCACAACAGCACUGCUCAACAGCUCUGCGCUGCUCCGGGAAGCGUAAGAAGUAUGAAUGCCCUGACUUCUGCAGAGGCCGUAUCACCAUAAAUGCUGCAUGGCCAAUGCAGACAACAGAUUGACUAUGCAGCGCCAUUAAAGAUAUUGAUAGUUAAACUUUUUUUCUGUUCUUACAUUUUUCUAAGGAACAUCAUCAGGGAUUUUUUCGACCAUUGAAAUCAUUAUUUCAUUUGAUUAUUCGUUAUUUUACAUAUUAAUAAACGUUUCAUGUAACGGUGCUUCAAGAAAACUAAUCUUAUUCAGUUUUAAAUCUAGCAUCCCUAGAUACAUCCGUUUAUAAAAAAGAGGAUUUACUUGAGGCUAUACAGUGAAUAUGGGUUUGAUUUAGUGUCAUGUUUGUUUGUUUGUUUAUACCCUGCUGCUGUUUUUGCAGUUCUUUGUGAUGUUUUCCAACUUCUCUCGAAGUCUUCUGUAGUUCAAAUGCGGACUUUAUGAUAGCAAUCUACCGUAUAGGCUACCUCUGACUUUGAUUGUUUACUAUAAUAUAGCCUAAAGCGUGUGAAGUGUAGACUAUCGCUUAUUUAAUCAACUGUCAAACAUUGAAAAAUGGGCCUCUAAGCAUCCUGAGCCUCAAAUCCACACCCUUUUUUGUAGUCAGUAACAGUGUUGAUAUAAAUACUCAGUGUGUCGCUAUACACCAGCCGUGAACAGAUAGAUCUCUCCUCAGCCUCUCCUCCCACAACGGUAAUAUUCAAAGCAAGAAAACACCCUCUGCAAGACAUCAUUUCGCUGGAUAAUCUGGAUGUAGGUGCUGCGUCUCUUCUCUUCGUUUAGCCAACUGCUGUAUAGCUUAUCUUCUAUUAUUUGAAUACUUUUUCAUCAAGAACAACUAGACUGUGCAGCAUUUCAGUAGGCUUACCUCGAAGAUGGGACAAAGCGUUUUAUCGGUCUCAAUACUCUGUGUGACUCUCCUUUCUCUGUUAAAACUGCACACGAGCAAUGGAGAUAUGAGCUAUUCUAUUCUGGAGGAGAUGAAACGCGGAUCUGUGGUCGGAAAUAUAGCAAAGGAUCUCGGGUUGGAUGCUAAAAGGCUCUCGGCACGUGAGGCUCGGUUAGACAUGGAUGGGAGCAGAACACGCUACUGUGAUAUCAAUGCUAACUCGGGGGAUUUGAUUAUCGCUGAAACAAUAGAUAGAGAGGGGCUGUGCGGUCCAAGGGUUUCGUGCUCUUUGAAAUACGAGCUCGUACUUGAAAAUCCUUUAGAGUUACACCGUAUUACUGUUCAAAUUCAGGAUAUAAAUGACAAUUCACUGCUAUUUUCUAGUGACCACAUAGAAUUAGAAAUGAGAGAAUCAGCGGAUAAAGGGCAACGUUUUUUCCUAGACGAAGCCCAUGAUGCGGACAUAGGAUUAAACGCAGUUCAAAGCUAUAUGCUCGAGCGGAAUGAACAUUUUGUUUUGGCUGUUCGUACAAAUACAGACGGUGGUAAAUAUGGCGAGUUGAUGUUAGAGAAGGAAUUGGAUCGAGAACAACAGCAGGAGGUGACAUUGUUACUUACGGCGGUUGAUGGUGGGACUCCACAGAGAUCUGCUACUGUAGUGAUACACGUCACUGUGUUGGAUGCUAACGAUAAUAUUCCAGUAUUUAGUCAAGACGCCUAUAAAGUCAGUCUUCCGGAAAAUUGUCCUUUGGGUACAAUAGUAGCUAAAGUUAGUGCCACGGAUGCUGACGAGGGACAAAAUGGGGAAGUGAGCUAUGAUUUCAGUAAUUUAUCUGAUAAAGCAGCGAAGCUGUUUUCUAUUCAAAAGGAUACUGGAGAUAUCAGAGUAAUUGGACGAAUAGAUUUUGAAUUGGAAACAUAUUAUGAAAUGCGUAUCCAGGCGAAAGAUGGAUCUGGUUUAGUUUCCAUCACAAAAGUAAUUGUCGAAAUCACAGACAUGAAUGACAAUGCACCUGUGAUAUUCAUAAAAUCUUUGAUAAAUCCCAUCCCUGUGAACGUGUUACCUGGCACAGAGGUGGGCAUCAUUAAUGUACAGGAUGAAGACUCGGAGGGAAAUAGACAGGUCCGCUGCUCCAUUCAACAGAAUGUUCCUUUCAAACUAAAAUCUUCUAUUAAAAACUAUUACACUCUGGUAACAACCAGUGAACUAGACCGUGAGAUAAUAUCAGAUUAUAACAUAACUAUCACUGCCACUGACGAGGGGUCUCCACCCUUAUCCUCCUCAAAGACUAUUAAUUUAUCUGUGUCAGACGUGAAUGACAACUCACCUGUGUUUGAAGAACAAUCCUACAGCGCCUAUUUGACUGAAAAUAACAAGCCUGGCUCCUCUAUGUGUUCUGUUACUGCGAGAGACCCAGACUGGAGACAGAACGGUACAGUGGUAUAUUCUCUAUUUCCCAGUGAGGUCAACGGUGUUCCGGUGUCAUCAUUUUUAUCCAUCAAUGGAGACACGGGGGUGAUCCAUGCUGUGAGAGCAUUUGAUUAUGAGCAGUUUAGGGGCUUCACAGUCCACACUGUAGCCAGAAACAAUGGUUCUCCUCCACUCAGCAAUAACGUGACUGUGAGUGUCUUCAUAACAGAUGAGAAUGAUAACUCUCCCCAGAUAUUAUACCCUGCUCCAGCAGGGAACUCCUUGAUGACUGAGAUGGUCCCCAAAGCUGCUCUGGCGGGGUCCCUGGUUUCCAAGUUGAUAGCUGUGGAUGCUGACUCUGGACAGAAUGCAUGGCUUUCAUAUCAGAUCGUGAAGUCGACUGAUCCGGGACUUUUCACUAUUGGUCUCCACAGCGGAGAGAUCAGGGCACAGCGGGAUAUUUCUGAAUCUGACAGUGUGAAGCAGAACCUUGUUAUAUCAGUGAAAGAUAACGGACAGCCCUCUCUCUCUACAACCUGUGAUGUAUAUUUGCUCAUAUCAGACAACUUGGCUGAAGUUCCAGAACUGAAAGGCAUGGCUUAUGAGGAUAGUUCCAAAGUAACUUCCUAUUUGAUCAUUGCACUGGUCUCUGUUUCCACCUUUUUCCUGACUUUCAUUAUUCUCAUCCUGGCAGUGAGGUUCUGCCGUAGGAGAAAGCCUAGAAUGUUGUUUGAUGGAACAGUCCCCAUUCCCAGUGCGUAUACAUAGUAAUAAUUAUGACGCAUACCUGACAACAGGCUCACGCACCAGUGACUUCAAGUUUGUCAGAUCUUAUAAUGACAGCACGCUGCAGGCUGAUCAGACACUGAAGAGGAGUCCAGAUGAAACCAGUGAAGCAAUUGAGAUUGGAUCAAAAUAUUUGACUUUGGUAAUGGGAAAAGUUAUGUUAAUGACGUGUAGAUCAGGGGUGGGGGAGAGGAAAUGUAUUUGUUUGGUCUCCUUCCAA